Messenger RNA from Pseudopipra pipra, 1680 nucleotides. RefSeq names its product M1-specific T cell receptor alpha chain-like. Bases 195 to 755 code for a protein of 186 amino acids. NCBI's taxonomy places the organism in Eukaryota, Metazoa, Chordata, Aves, Passeriformes, Pipridae. The record is from RefSeq and is a predicted model, not a curated record. The transcript has 5 exons.
GUCCAACAGCGUCCUUGAUCCUGCAAUCAGAGUGGGGGCAUGGGCUGUGUCUUCACCCUUCUUGAUCUCAGUUGGAAUGGAAUGGACAGAGUGGCCACACACCUGCUCACAAAUGUCCUGUGGGCAGCCCAUCAUGUGCCACUGCAUCCUGGUGGUCUCCUGUUGUAGUGGGAACACCUGCUGCCCCUGUGAGCAUGGGCAUGGCUGGGCAAAGGCUGGGGAAGAGGUGCUGCUCUGCCUUGCUGGGCUUUUUGUUAGGGAAGGAAAUGCUGUGGGGCAGCUACAGCAAGGUGACCUUUGGCUCAGGGACCGGAUUGUCCAUCCAGCCCAAAGCUCCUCCGUCUCCUUCAGCCUACAGGCUGACCUCUAAAGAUGAUGAGGAUUUGGAAAUGUGCCUUAUCACAGAUUACUCCCCUGAAAAUAUCGCUUUUUACACUGCUGAGAAGGCCACAUCUGCUGUUGUCGAGGUGGCAACAGCUGAGAACAGCGCGGAAUCGAGCUACCUGUCAACCUACUGGGCCAGGAGAGAUGAAAUGCAGUGUGGUGCCAGUCAUGUGGGCUUUGGAGAACUGGAGGGCGAGGACCCUGAAAGUGGUACCAGCACUGUCUGUGUUACAGGGCUGUCCCUACACUUCAGGACAGAUGAACACCUGAACACACUGUCUUUAUCACAGCUGGGCCUGAAAAUAAUUUUAAUGAAAGGAUUAAUUUUUAAUGUGGUGAUGACAAUGCUCCUGUGGAAAAAAGAAAAUUGAAAGUAACCGGAUGGUGCAAUCCAAAAAAAUCUCCUGAGGAAUCUUUGAGAGACCACUGAGAGCAAGAGGGAACACAGGAAUAUUCCUGAUGCAAGGAACAUCUCUUGUUGUUCUUAUAUAUCACACCAACCAUUCUAUUCUAAAUUGCUUUGUUUGCAUUGCUACAAAAUUACUCAAAACUAAGCUUAAAAUUUGCAGCUUUCUGCCCCCUCGAAUGGUUCAUUAACCUCUUCUGCAGGCAGCAGACAUUGCUAUAAAUAUAGAUUGCCAAACAUCACUGUUACUUGCACUAAAAUGACAAUUUCUGCCUGGAGCAGUGCUGUUUGAUGAAAACUGUGAGCUAAAUAUCACCUGAAUGUCAAUUUUUCCUAUUUUGGUAGAUUCAGGGUAUGCAUGUCUCUUAGGGUGCACCCCCUAGCCACCUUUUCAUGUACAAAUAAAACAAUUUGAAAAGCAAAGGGAGACUUUCUCAGGAUGCUGUGCAUCAUGUCCUGCUAUCCUUUGCUAGAUCAGAGCAAGAAAUCCCUUAUUUCCCCUAAAGGAUGUGCUGCUAUGUGUCCCAGAAGUCCUAAAUUCAGUGAAAUUGUCACCUCACUAUCACAGACAAAAAAAAAAAAAAAAAAAAAAAAAAAAAAAAAAAAAAUUAUUUUCUGAAGUCUAUCUGGCCUUACUAUUUCCUGAAUUUAAACCAGCUUCAGAUUUGGCUUUGUAUUCAGUAAAAAUACAAACCACCUUUGUUCUUUUUGUUUAGGUCUAACAACCUGAGGUUUCCUAACUUCUUUUUAUAACCAUUGCAUAAAAAUAUACUGUAAUAUUUACCUGUCCACAUGCCGCUAAUGCAUGAACUGUACUGGCACCCACACCGUGUCUUGGCAUUUCUUUAGGCCUUUGGUUGUUAUUAAACAAUUCUUACCAAAAUGAGAAA